AUGGCAAAUCCAGUCGCACCUGAUGGUACUUACACGGCACAAACAUGGUUUCAAUUGAAACUCACAGAUCCUCACAGUCGUAAUCUCUGGAUCAAGGCACGUAUUUUGAGCAGAUUUAAAAGACGUGUCGUGACGGCUUUACAUCUUUUUGAGUAUCAGAUCGCACAAACAUGGAUUCAGGAUCCAUCACAACGAUCUGUGUGGCAACCGCAGUCACAGAAUGAGGAUAUUUUUGAUAUUAAAACUGCACAAGUUCAAUAUGAACAAUGUUUUGUGCCUCUUCUUUAUCAUGAACUCUGGGAAGAAAUUAAGCGUGAUACGAAGGAGUAUGACUUAUUAAGAAAUGCUGGCGAUAUUGAAAUUCAAAUUAACGAACAUAAAUAUAAAACUACACGAUUAAUAGAUCAAUCUGAACCAGUAAUUCCAACUGCCUUAAUUUUCGCGACAUCCCUUAAUGUAGGUACUGGAAAAAGUAAAACAAUUGCUGGUAUUGUUAUACGACUUCUACCAAAAUUAAGCGAAGGGAAAAAAAUCUUACUCUGCGCACCAUCAAAUAAUGCAUGUGACGAACUGCUCAAGCGAAUUUUAAAUGAACUUGAUUCUAAAUAUGAAACAGGUUAA
Molecule: messenger RNA, 621 nt
Organism: Rotaria sp. Silwood1
Lineage: Eukaryota; Metazoa; Rotifera; Eurotatoria; Philodinida; Philodinidae
Source: the annotation of a GenBank genome assembly